This is a messenger RNA of Linnemannia hyalina, 837 nucleotides long. The record is from the annotation of a GenBank genome assembly. NCBI's taxonomy places the organism in Eukaryota, Fungi, Mortierellomycota, Mortierellomycetes, Mortierellales, Mortierellaceae.
AUGCGUCUCACCACCUCAAUCACCCUCCUCGCCUCAACAGCCCUCCUCGUCCUGACAUCCGCCCAGGGCCAGAUCGCAUCCCUCGACUCGGCCGACAGCUACUGCUUCUUCCUCCCACCCAUGGUCGGGGGCGACAUUGCGGCUAACGAAGAUUCGGCGAUUGCCUUCUGUAACAAGGCUAACCCUAAGGCUCCUGGCGCCAAGGUCUUCCCUGAUGGCUUUGUUGCCUCGGUUCAUUGGGCUACCGGUGACAGCUGGGUGCAGGUCACUGGACAAAUCGACCCUUCGAAGUACAGCUUGAACCCUUGCGAUGCCGGCGGCCAAUACGACAUCCGCGCUCCAGUAGGAGCAAGCUGUGCGGGCUACAGUCACUUCGUGAACGUGAUCGAGCCCACUGACGGCCUCUACGCCAUGCGCUGCUGCCAGAACAGCGCCGAGUGCGUCGUGUCAAAGUCGACCUACGGCGUCCGUGUCAUUUUUGGAGAACAGUGGGAUUGGUCAGGCCCCCAUCCUGAUGGUCUCUUGCCGGCUGCUCAGGGUUGUGUGGAUGGACAGUUGCCCGGUGGUGGGAAUGGGACUGUUACGAGUGGUGUGCCCAGUGCGACUGCGACGGCGACUUCGAGUACUGCGACGCCUACGAUUGUGUCGCCUACUGCCACGGGUCCUGUGGUCAAUGGUACUGCCUCAUCGGGUGUUGUUGGCCCUACUUCGACUGGUGGUGCUGGAAACAACCCGACGCCUACUCCUGCUAGUGGUAACGCUGCUGUUGGCGCCAACAAGGCCGCUGUUGUUGUCUCUGCCCUCUUGGCCACCGCCAUCGGCCUCUUCAUGGCUUAA